This is a messenger RNA of Mus pahari (shrew mouse), 3213 nucleotides long. It is a transcript of the gene Cttn, whose product is annotated as cortactin. The transcript is spliced from 18 exons. Gene Ontology annotation, cellular component: lamellipodium; plasma membrane; cortical actin cytoskeleton. Gene Ontology annotation, biological process: regulation of actin filament polymerization. Lineage: Eukaryota; Metazoa; Chordata; Mammalia; Rodentia; Muridae. Gene Ontology annotation, molecular function: actin filament binding. The coding region runs from base 342 to 1982 and encodes 546 amino acids. The record is from RefSeq and is a predicted model, not a curated record.
GGACAGGGCAUGGCAGGUGUUUCUAAGUAGGGUCUCCGAAGCUGACUGGCGGCCGAGCUGCCUGUGAGUCCUGGAUCAGUAUAUCCUGCUUCCUUGAUCAGCUAACAGGAAUAUGGGGCGGGGACGGCCUGGAAUAGGGCGGGAUCUUGCGUGGCCCCGGAUGCGGCCCCGCCUCCUCGGAACCGGAAGUGAGCGGGCACAGGGAGCGGCGGGGCGCGGCGGGAGCCUGGCGGACCCUGCUGGUGCGGUAAUCACUGAUCAUCGCAGAUGCCCUCAGAUUCCACUUUAGAUUCCUUGGAUACGGACAGACUCUGAGCUGCUUUUCCCAGCAAAGGAGAAAGAUGUGGAAAGCCUCUGCAGGCCAUGCUGUGUCCAUCACCCAGGAUGAUGGAGGAGCCGAUGACUGGGAGACUGACCCUGAUUUUGUGAACGAUGUGAGUGAAAAAGAGCAGAGAUGGGGUGCCAAAACCGUGCAGGGAUCGGGGCACCAGGAACACAUCAACAUUCACAAGCUUCGAGAGAAUGUCUUCCAAGAACAUCAGACGCUCAAGGAGAAGGAGCUGGAAACGGGACCCAAGGCUUCCCACGGCUAUGGCGGGAAGUUCGGUGUGGAGCAGGAUAGAAUGGACAGAUCAGCCGUGGGCCAUGAGUACCAGUCGAAGCUUUCCAAGCACUGCUCACAAGUGGACUCGGUUCGGGGCUUCGGAGGCAAGUUCGGUGUCCAGAUGGACAGGGUGGAUCAGUCUGCCGUAGGCUUUGAAUACCAGGGGAAGACGGAGAAGCAUGCCUCCCAGAAAGACUACUCUAGUGGCUUUGGUGGCAAAUACGGUGUGCAAGCUGACCGUGUAGACAAGAGUGCCGUGGGCUUUGACUACCAGGGCAAGACGGAGAAGCAUGAAUCACAGAAAGAUUACUCCAAAGGUUUUGGUGGCAAAUAUGGGAUUGACAAGGACAAGGUGGAUAAAAGCGCUGUGGGCUUUGAGUAUCAAGGCAAGACAGAGAAGCACGAAUCCCAGAAAGACUAUGUAAAAGGCUUUGGAGGAAAGUUUGGUGUGCAAACAGACAGACAGGACAAGUGUGCCCUUGGCUGGGACCAUCAGGAGAAGCUGCAGCUGCAUGAAUCCCAAAAAGACUAUAAGACUGGUUUCGGAGGCAAAUUUGGUGUUCAGUCCGAGAGGCAGGACUCCUCCGCUGUGGGGUUUGAUUACAAGGAGAGAUUGGCCAAGCACGAGUCCCAGCAAGACUAUGCCAAAGGAUUCGGCGGGAAGUAUGGGGUGCAGAAGGAUCGGAUGGACAAGAACGCAUCCACCUUUGAAGAAGUGGUCCAGGUGCCGUCUGCCUAUCAGAAGACUGUCCCCAUUGAGGCUGUAACCAGCAAAACCAGUAAUAUCCGUGCUAACUUUGAAAACCUGGCAAAGGAGAGAGAGCAGGAGGACAGGCGGAAGGCAGAAGCCGAGAGAGCUCAGCGGAUGGCCAAGGAAAGGCAGGAGCAGGAGGAGGCGCGAAGGAGGCUGGAAGAGCAAGCCAGAGCCAAGAAGCAGACGCCCCCUGCAUCCCCUAGUCCUCAACCAGUUGAAGACAGACCACCCUCCAGCCCCAUCUAUGAGGAUGCCGCUCCGUUCAAGGCUGAGCCGAGCUACCGAGCUAGUGAAUCUGAGCCCGAGUACAGCAUCGAGGCUGCAGGCGUUCCUGAGGCUGGCAGCCAGCAAGGCCUGGUCUACACAUCAGAGCCCGUGUAUGAGACCACAGAGGCUCCUGGCCAUUACCAAGCAGAGGAUGACACCUACGAUGGGUAUGAGAGUGACCUGGGCAUCACAGCCAUCGCCCUGUAUGACUACCAGGCUGCUGGCGAUGAUGAGAUCUCCUUUGACCCUGAUGACAUCAUUACCAACAUAGAAAUGAUUGACGAUGGCUGGUGGCGUGGGGUGUGCAAGGGCAGAUACGGGCUCUUCCCAGCCAACUAUGUGGAGCUGCGGCAGUAGAGUGGCCACCCAGAGCCUACCGGCACCAGCACAGGGUUCACACUACAGAGCAUCUGCGUGUGUUUGAGUUGGUUUCUGCUUCCGUUUCUGUUUUUGUUUUUUUUCUGAAGAUGGGAAGGGGAAUAUUCAUAUUGACUUUAUAUUUAAUACGUCUGCUGAUGCUUCGGGGCAUGUCCUGCCACAGAAUCUGCUAAUGUCUGAUGAUCAUGUUCACAGAGAACAUGGGUGAUUACUUUCAGCCAUCCCAGGUGUUUUAGUUUUGCCAAGCUGACUGUGGUAUGUAGCCACUUCAGGGGUUGCGCUUCUCCUGAGGUUGCUGGUACAUGCGGCCUUGUGCCCACCCCCACCCCCAUUGUAGCCAGGUUCCCAGGAUGGAGACAGUGCUCCUGGAGUGGGCACUCAGUGGGGAGGCUCUCUGGGGUCCAGUGUUUGGAAGAAGAGGAAAGGGGACCAAAGGAAAGUGAGGUCCCAGAGUGUUGACACUGUGAGGGAAGUCCUAUCUAUCAGUCCUGACCACUUAAGCCAGGACCCCACGCUUCCUUUACUCUGUCUCCUCAUCUCUACCUCCCCUGACACCCCAGUCCUGGUUGACCCUUUCUCCUGCCUUGCCCUGAAGUGUUACCUUCUCCCAUUGCAUUUGAGGCCUAUAACAUAAAGUGCAUCUCAGAGAUGUGCUAGUGGCUUAUCCUGGGCUUGGCCUGCAACGUGGGAGACUUGGGAGGGGGUCUUGGACCUGUUCAUGACCCCUGAGCAGCCUGCAAUGAGCAGUGUGGGCAGACGGAUAUAUAGCUCCUUCAUGCAAGCUUCCAGAAGCACGCUCCCUGUGGGGAAAUGUGUUCUUUUUGCCAAAUAUGUUCAGUUAUAGUCAGCUGAUAGAUUGAUGUGGCUGAAAACAGGACUGAGUGAGCCAAUGCUCCCACCUGGGUGCCUCUCCAGCUUCCUUGAGCAACUGUCCCUAAGAUGCCUUCAAGUGUCUGAGACACGAGGAGGCUGGGCCACUCUGGAUAUGCACAGCCAGGCAAACAGUAUGUCUUUGUAGAUGAGUCCCCACCUCUGGGACACAUGAGGAUCGAUGUCCAUUUUCUCCCUGUGUGCUUUCUUGCAGAAUCCUUGCCUUUCCGUUGUUAGGUUGGGUUUUCUAUAUGAAAUAUCAUCUGGAAUUCUGUAGCACACCUCAUAGGUAUGGAAUUUUUUUAAAUUAAAUAUUCAGAAUAAACUUUUUUUGAUCCAU